Schistosoma turkestanicum is the source of this 1396-nucleotide messenger RNA. The record is from the annotation of a GenBank genome assembly. NCBI's taxonomy places the organism in Eukaryota, Metazoa, Platyhelminthes, Trematoda, Strigeidida, Schistosomatidae.
AAAAAUAACGUGGCUCGGAUACAAAUUGCUUGUCGCUGGCAACUUUGUCUGCUCUUCGGCUAACAUGAAUAUCUUCCGACUUUUGGGAGAUCUUUCCCACCUUGCCGCACUUAUCAUAUUGUUACUCAAAAUAUAUUCUACUCGUUCAUGCAAGGGUCUCUCGGGCAAAACUCAAAUUAUGUUUGCGUUGGUGUUUACUGCUCGAUAUGUUGACUUGUUCGUAUACUACAUAUCUGCAUAUAACACAAUAAUGAAGAUUACAUUUAUUGUUUUAUCGUAUUUAACGGUCUACUGCAUGUAUUCUAAGUUCAAGACAACUCUAGAUACAAAUGAUCAUCUUUUUCGUCUUCCCUAUUUCGUAAUCCCAAUUGGUGGCCUCGCAUGUCUUGUCAACCACAAGUUUGAGUUUUUGGAGAUACUAUGGACAUUCUCUAUCUAUCUGGAAUCUGUUGCUAUUCUACCUCAAUUAUUCAUGAUCAGUAGUACAGGUGAAGCGGAAACAAUAACUGCGCAUUAUUUAUUCGCAUUGGGAUCUUAUCGUGCUUUAUAUUUGGUGAAUUGGAUAUAUCGUUAUUAUGUGGAAGAUGUGUAUGAUUUAGUAGCUAUUGUAUCUGGAUGUGUUCAAACAUUACUAUACAUUGAUUUCUUCUACCUUUAUGUGACUAGAGUACUCAAAGGUCGUCAAUUGAUUCUUCCAGUGUAAAAGGAAAACAAUAAUCAUGUUGUUGCAAUUCCGAAUGUGUCAUUCAUUCAUUCAUUCACUAGUUUUAUGUGUUUCACCACUUGUUUGUGUUAAGUGCCUAACUCUCUAAAUCUAAAUCUAUUCAUUACACUAUGCUUAUCUAUCAUUGAAUAGUAAGUAGUUCAUUGUAAUCUGAUGUUGUUUUGUUGUUUUCGGAAGCGUCUCAAUUGUGUUUUUCGUUUCUUUUCGGUUGUCUCUCUCUCUCUCUCCCUCCCUCCGUGUGUGUGUGUGUUAAUCCGCUAUCAUAGGCUUCAUUUUUCACGGUUUCAUAAGAAUAUUAUCUAAUAUGAAGCAUUUGAUGGGUUUUUAAAAAAAGCUAUAUAUAUAUUUAUGUGCUUUGCUUCCUUUUCUCUCUGGAAAUGUAAAAUACCCUGACUUCAAAUAUCUAUGUAUGUAAGUAUUUAUCCAUGACAAUUAUUCAUUGCCGGUUUUUCAUAUACGUUUGUCUAGUGAUGAUGCAAUUGAUUCUUAACUAUAACUCUUUAUAAGUAGUAUAUAUUUGGAAAUGAAAUCGAAAAAAGAAGUUUUUUUUCUCUGACUUUCUCUGUUUGUUUGCUCUUUACUUGGUUAUAUAUUUUGUAAACAUUUGAUUUUUGCUUUUUAUUUCUUGCCUCCUCGUAAUGAUUCUCAAUAAAAUUGGACAUCUAAUCUGUU